AUGCACACAGAAUCUCAGAAGUUUAUACUUCAAUGCCUCCUUCUCUUCGUAGCAGACAGGUAUAAAUCUGAUUCAGACAAAAUCUCCCUCAUGCUAUCAUGCAUGAGGCAUGGAAUGGCAGGUGCAUGGGCAGAAAACUUCCUAGCCAAAACAGUAGGCACAGAAACUCCUAAGGACCUAGGAGCUUGGUCAGACUUUUUGACUAAAUUUAGAUUGCAGUUCAAAGAAUCCAACAAGAUGGACAAAGUGUGUAGCUCCCUCAUGGCAUUCUCUCAGGGAAGAAUGACUAUGGAUGAAUACUCCAACCAAUUCCUCCUCAUCACAGCCGAUGCUGACAUUUCUGAAAAGGAACAAGUACCUUAUUACCAACAAAGGCUAGAUUUGUGGGUCAUGGAUAAAAUCUAUGACAAGGAAACUCAACCCACAGACACAAUCCAAGAAUGGGUCAACAUGACAUGCAAAGUAGAUGCAUGCAUGAGAGCUCGCAGCACUCAAAAGGCCAUCCUAGCAAACUCCACCUCCUUCUAA
Molecule: messenger RNA, 528 nt
Organism: Heterobasidion irregulare TC 32-1
Lineage: Eukaryota; Fungi; Basidiomycota; Agaricomycetes; Russulales; Bondarzewiaceae
Exons: 1
Coding region: 1-528 (175 amino acids)
Source: RefSeq, a predicted model, not a curated record